CAAUGGGCACGCUCGGGGGAGCCGGGCUGGCGGCGGCGGUGGCGGCCGGCCGGGCGCGCACUCUCAGGAUGGAGAGCGAGCGCCCGGCAUCGCAGGCGCGCUCCUCGGGCCUCCCGGCCGGGGGCGCCGACGGGGAGAGCCCGGGGGGCGGCGCCCCCUUCCCGGACAGCAGCGGCUCUUCCGUCCUGCUGCAGGCGGAGGUGCUGGAUCUGGACGAGGACGAGGACGACCUGGAGGUGUUCAGCAAGGAUGCCUCAUUGAUGGACAUGAACUCCUUCAGCCCUAUGAUGCCAACAUCCCCUUUAUCAAUGAUAAACCAAAUCAAGUUUGAGGAUGAACCAGAUUUAAAGGAUCUCUUCAUCACAGUUGAUGAACCUGAAAGUCACGUUACUACAAUAGAAACUUUCAUUACGUAUAGGAUCAUUACUAAGACAUCUCGUGGGGAAUUUGACUCCAGUGAAUUUGAAGUUAGGAGACGGUAUCAAGAUUUCCUUUGGUUGAAGGGAAAACUGGAAGAAGCACACCCCACUCUGAUUAUUCCACCAUUGCCAGAAAAGUUUAUAGUAAAAGGAAUGGUGGAACGCUUUAACGAUGACUUCAUUGAGACACGCAGGAAGGCUUUACAUAAAUUUUUGAACCGAAUCGCUGAUCAUCCAACUUUAACAUUUAAUGAAGACUUCAAAAUUUUUCUCACCGCACAAGCUUGGGAACUCUCUUCUCACAAGAAGCAAGGUCCUGGCUUGCUAAGCAGGAUGGGGCAAACAGUCAGAGCUGUUGCAUCCUCAAUGAGAGGAGUUAAAAACCGCCCAGAGGAGUUCAUGGAAAUGAAUAACUUUAUUGAACUAUUUAGCCAGAAAAUAAAUUUGAUAGAUAAAAUAUCUCAGAGAAUUUAUAAGGAAGAAAGGGAAUAUUUUGAUGAAAUGAAAGAAUAUGGCCCAAUUCAUAUUCUGUGGUCAGCGUCAGAAGAGGAUCUGGUUGAUACUCUAAAGGAUGUUGCCAGCUGCAUUGACAGAUGCUGUAAGGCCACUGAAAAGCGGAUGUCUGGACUCUCAGAGGCCCUGCUUCCUGUUGUACAUGAGUACGUGCUUUAUAGUGAAAUGUUAAUGGGUGUUAUGAAAAGAAGAGACCAAAUACAAGCAGAACUGGAUUCCAAAGUUGAAGCUUUGACGUAUAAAAAGGCAGAUACUGAUCUGCUUCCAGAGGAGAUUGGAAAACUUGAAGAUAAAGUGGAAUGCGCUAAUAAUGCCCUGAAAGCAGAUUGGGAAAGAUGGAAACAAAAUAUGCAAAAUGAUAUCAAGUUAGCAUUUACAGAUAUGGCUGAGGAGAAUAUCCAUUAUUAUGAACAGUGCCUUGCUACGUGGGAAUCAUUCCUUACAUCACAGACCAACCUCCACUUGGAAGAAGCCUCUGAAGAUAAACCUUAAUCCCACUGAGGACUUCUGUUUGAUCUUUGGGAGACAGCAUUUAUUAACCAAAGUUAUUCUUUCUGGAUAUGCCCUGUCCUUAUAAAGUGGAUGAAAAAUAUUUUGUACCCAUCUGGAAAACCAACAACUUGAAAUCUCAGGUAUUCCAGGUCACUGACAUGAAUUUGAAGAUAGAUCUAUCUGUAUGGAUAUAUAUCUAUAUGUAUAUAGAUAUAUAAAUACAGAGAGAGAUCUGGCUUGGUUUUAAUUAUGUUCUUAAAUUUGUGUGCCAAUAAUUGCAUAUAGUUUUUUUUCUUAAAUAUUUGACUGUGGAACAUGCCAUUUUAAAUAUAUUGUAAGGACUGUUUUAAUAAAACGUUUAGUAUGAA
Messenger RNA from Nomascus leucogenys (northern white-cheeked gibbon), 1792 nucleotides. It is a transcript of the gene SNX7, whose product is annotated as sorting nexin 7. Lineage: Eukaryota; Metazoa; Chordata; Mammalia; Primates; Hylobatidae. The record is from RefSeq and is a predicted model, not a curated record. Gene Ontology annotation, molecular function: phosphatidylinositol binding.